Bradysia coprophila is the source of this 795-nucleotide messenger RNA. It is a transcript of the gene COX4, whose product is annotated as Cytochrome c oxidase subunit 4. The record is from RefSeq and is a predicted model, not a curated record. Gene Ontology annotation, biological process: mitochondrial electron transport, cytochrome c to oxygen. NCBI's taxonomy places the organism in Eukaryota, Metazoa, Arthropoda, Insecta, Diptera, Sciaridae. Gene Ontology annotation, cellular component: respiratory chain complex IV.
AUCUUAUUUUUUCCGAUAAAGGCAGAAAGAAGUGAGUAACAUCAAAAAAUUUAACUUGCUGAUCUUAGUUAAAAUUGAAAAGUUUUCCGAAUUAUAUUUUCCACAAGCCAUACACAUUACCAAACAUGGCUUUACGUCUGAUGGCUAUGUCAAUGAAGCAGGGUGCUAAGACUCCUGUUUGCGCCCGAACACUUUACACCGAUCGUAUCGGUACUCGUGAAGUCGUCGGUUAUGGCUGGAAUGGCUACCCGGUCUAUCAUGACAAUUUGCAUUAUCCAAUGCCACCAGUACGUUUCCGCGAAGAUACACCCGAAAUCAAGGCUUUAAGAGAGAAGGAAAAGGGAGAUUGGAAUAAAAUGAGUGUCCACGAAAAGAAAGCUUUGUAUCGUGCAUCAUUCUGCCAGACUUUCGCUGAAUUCCAAGCACCAACCGGUGACUGGAAAUUAUGCAUUGCUGGCAUUUUUGUCGCCUCAGGAUUGGCUUUACUGGUCACCAUUUGGAUGAACACAUGUAUCUACGAUGAACGACCAGAAUCAUUCAGUGAGGCCUCACAGAAAGCCCAGCUGAAACGUAUGUUGGAUUUGGAGGUGAAUCCAGUUCAAGGAUUAGCGUCCAAAUGGGACUACGAAAACAAGAGAUGGAAGUAGAUCAAUGAAGGCUAGGCAACCAGUAAUUUCGUAACGUUUCAAAUCGGGUCGAUGUUUAAUUAAUAUGAGAGAAUUCAGCUUACAAUGUACAUUUCGAUGAAUUGUUGUUGAUUCCAAUAAAAAAAUCUGUUCAGAUUGUGGAAUUACA